AUGGAACUCAUUCAUGAAUUAAUCCGCGAGGCGAGCUUCCUGAUAAUUGCGCCACGAUCCAUAUUUGAUCAAUGUUUGCCCCAAAUCAAUCUAUCUAUCUAUCUAUCUAUCUAUCUAUCUAUCUAUCUAUCUAUCUAUCUAUAUAUCUAUCUAUCUCACUCUGUUCUUAUCUAUUUCUCUAUCUAUCUUAGUAAGUUUUUAUCUAAGUCUAUCUAUCUAUCUAUCUAUCUAUCUAUCUAUCUAUCUAUCUCGGUGUUCAUAUCUAUCUAUCUAUCUAUCUAUCUAUCUAUCUAUCUAUCUAUCUAUCUAUCUCUGUUCCUAUUUAUCUCUCUAUCCAUCUAUAUGAGUAAUUUUGCAUCUAUCUAUCUAUCUAUCUAUCUAUCUAUCUAUCUAUCUCAUAAGUUUUUAUCUAAAUCUAUCUAUCUAUCUAUCUAUCUAUCUAUCUAUCUAUCUAUCUAUCUAAAACCAACCUUGCACUUUCUCUUUCUUCUCCCUCCCUCUCUCCUUAUCUAUGAUUACCUUUCUUCCUGCGAUCUGCUUAUUACAGUUUCUUUCUCUAUGAUUAGUUUAUAUCUUUCUCUACCACUCCCUAUACCUAUCUUCCCCUUAGUCUCAACACUUUCAUCUCUCUGCUUUUCUUUCUUUCUUUCUUUCUUUCUUUCUUUCUUUCUUUCUUUUGCGUCUGUUUUCCUUUUACUCUCCUCGUGUCUUUCAUCCUCUUUUCUCUCACAUCUUUCUUUUUUCUUUCUUUCUUUCCCAUCUUUCCUUGUCUUUCUUUCUUACUUUCUUUCUUUCUUUCUUUUAGGUCUUUUUCCCCUUUUCUUUCAUGUCUUUAAUCCUCUUUUUUCCCAUCUCUUUCUUUCUUUCUUUCUUUUCUUUCUUUCUUUCUUUCUUUCUUUUAGGUCUGUUUUCCUUUUACUCUCAUGUCUUUCUUUCUUUUUUCUUUCUUUCCCAUUUUUCCUUUCCUUCUCUUUCUUUCUUUCUUUCUUUCUUUCUUUCUUUCUUUCUUUCUUUCUUUUAGGUGUAUGCAUAUUCAUUACAUCACUAUCUAUCUAUCUAUCUAUCUAUCUAUCUAUCUAUCUGACGUGUCAUGAUCUUUCUCUUCUUCACACAUUCAUACUUAUAACUCCUCCCCCAUCAUUUUUUCCAGUCAAUAUACUUCAUUCUUUCUUUUUUUCUGUUUCCUCUUACCCUCAUGACUUUCAUCCUCUUUUCUCUCACUUCUUUCUUUCUUUCUUUCUUUCUUUCUUUCUUUCUUUCUUUCUUUCUUUCUUUCCCAUCGUUCCUUUUCUUUCGUUCUUUCUUUCUUUUUUCUUUUUUCUUUUUUUUUUAAACGUUCUCGUCUUCUCCCAUUCAUACUUGUAUAUACUUCACUUUCUUUCACUUUAUUCUUCUCUCCCUUCUUCCAGUCAAAAUAUCUUUCACUUUCUUUCUUUGAAAGCUUUCUUUCAUCCAUUCACAUUAAUAUAUACUUCACUUUUCCUCGUUCUAUUGUUUUCUCUCUCCUGCCAGGCAAUAUGUCUCACAUUAAUUCUGGACACACGAUCACCUGUCCAUUUGCCGGCUGCCCUAAGCACAUGGCAAGGAUGCUGCUCAGAAUGUCUUCUUUUGUUUAAUUAUAAUCCGAUAACGGCACUCUGCUUCAUACCCCUCUUCUGCACACACAAACAUACACACAUACAUACAUAUCUAUCUAUCUAUCUAUCUAUCUAUCUAUCUAUCUAUCUAUCUAUCUAUCUAUCUAUCUAUGUCAGUCUGUUCAUAUCUAUCUCUCUAUCUUUCUAUCUAUGUCAUCUGUUCAUAUCUAUCUAUCUAUCUAUCUAUCUAUCUAUCUAUCUAUCUAUCUAUCUAUGUCAGUCUCUUCAUAUCUAUCUAUCUAUCUAUCUAUCUAUCUAUCUAUCUAUCUAUCUAUCUAUGUUAGUCUGUUCAUAUCUAUCUAUCUAUCUAUCUAUCUAUCAAUCUAUGUCAGUCUGUUCAUAUCUAUAUCUAUCUAUCUAUCUAUCUAUCUAUCUAUCUAUCUAUCUAUCUAUGUCAGUCUGUUCAUAUCUAUCUAAUAAAUCUAUCUAUGUCAGUCUCUUCAUAUCUAUGUCAGUCUCUUCAUAUCUAUCUAUCUAUCUAUCUAUCUAUCUAUCUAUCUAUCUAUCUAUCUAUGUCAGUCUGUUCAUAUCUAUCUAUCUAUCUAUCUAUCUAUCUAUCUAUGUCAGUCUGUUCAUAUCUAUCUAUCUAUCUAUCGAUCUAUCUAUCUAUCUAUCUAUCUAUCUAUCUAUCUCAGUCUGUUCAUAUUUAUUCACUGCCAUAUAG
Molecule: messenger RNA, 2301 nt
Organism: Acanthosepion pharaonis
Lineage: Eukaryota; Metazoa; Mollusca; Cephalopoda; Sepiida; Sepiidae
Source: the annotation of a GenBank genome assembly